Macaca mulatta (Rhesus monkey) is the source of this 8013-nucleotide messenger RNA. RefSeq names its product protein tyrosine phosphatase non-receptor type 14 (gene PTPN14). Lineage: Eukaryota; Metazoa; Chordata; Mammalia; Primates; Cercopithecidae. Gene Ontology annotation, biological process: protein dephosphorylation; lymphangiogenesis. Gene Ontology annotation, molecular function: protein tyrosine phosphatase activity. Gene Ontology annotation, cellular component: cytoplasm; cytoskeleton. The record is from RefSeq and is a predicted model, not a curated record.
AUAUAUAAAAAAGAAAAAGGCAGCAUCCCCCAUUAUUCAAACUCAAAGUUACUAGUUUUUACAGUGAGAGAAAGAUGGUGAGACCCCAUGACACCACGUCAAGGCAGAUUUGCCAGCUCACUCAUAUCCAAGACAGUCUGUUCUACUUAUAGAACUAUAGUAAGCAGCAGUGAUAUCAUUGAUAUUUCCCGCCCCAAAUCACAAGCUUGGCUCUCACCAUUAUUUUAGUUCCUAAGUUAAAGGGAUUAAGGCAGAUUUCAUGGUCAUGAAAGUGAAUUUGUCAUGAAUUACGUAUAUACUUCAGCUUGAUGUUUAAAGUUCUCCACAAAUGAUUCCCAGGUGGGCCUCUGAUUUCUUCAGAUUUAUGUCCCACUAUUCCUCAGGGUUAUGCCAAACUGCAGGUGUUUCCUGAACAGGCCCAGUCAUUUUCCACCUAAUGUGGUGCUGUUUCCUUGCCUAAGAGUCCUAACACUCAUCAUUGCCUAUCAAAACCAUCCCUCCGAGCCCUCCUUCAAUACCACUUUCUCUGGGCAGCCUUCCCUAAUUGCUCUCUGGGUCAGGCCCCCUUGCCAUUCUGGCCUUGGCGUUGACCUCACUGUGCUCUGUGUCCUGGUUAACCUGCCUCAUCCCCUCAUUGGCCUGUCAGCUGCCUGGGAACUGCCACUGCUUCACUCCCUCACGUCCUUCCCUGUAACUGUCCAUGCAGGUCUGCCUGCCCCUUGCCCAAGAAUACCCUGUGAGGCUGAGGCUGCCCUUCCUGCGUCAUUAUGACAGACACCCAUUGUGGCACCACUUUGUGUAAGCUGUCCCUUCUCUUGGUGCGGGCACCAGUCUACCUUCUAUGCUAGAGUCUUUUCUAAGCUAUCUUCCAGAGGGCCACACUGGGCAUGGACACCCUUUUCCCUACCUGGAGGAGCACAGGUGAUAGUGUAAUUUUCCAGUCACGAAACUGUUAAGGCCGUCUCAGGGGCGUGUGCGCCAGGAUAGGAGGGCGGCGUCCGAGGACCACAUAGCCAUGCCUUUUGGUCUGAAGCUCCGCCGGACACGGCGCUACAACGUCCUGAGCAAGAACUGCUUUGUUACACGGAUUCGCCUGCUGGACAGCAAUGUUAUCGAGUGCACGCUGUCGGUGGAAAGCACAGGGCAAGAAUGCCUGGAGGCUGUGGCCCAGAGGCUGGAGCUGCGAGAGACACACUACUUUGGCCUUUGGUUUCUCAGCAAGAGCCAGCAAGCACGAUGGGUGGAGCUGGAAAAACCUCUGAAGAAACAUCUGGACAAAUUCGCUAAUGAGCCUCUGCUUUUCUUUGGAGUCAUGUUCUAUGUGCCAAAUGUGUCAUGGCUUCAGCAAGAGGCCACAAGAUAUCAGUAUUAUCUGCAAGUCAAAAAAGAUGUGCUUGAAGGGCGAUUACGAUGUACAUUGGACCAGGUGAUUCGGCUAGCCGGCCUAGCUGUGCAAGCUGAUUUUGGAGACUAUAAUCAGUUUGAUUCUCAAGAUUUCCUCAGAGAGUAUGUGCUAUUUCCUAUGGAUUUGGCCCUGGAAGAGGCUGUUCUGGAGGAGCUGACCCAGAAGGUAGCCCAAGAACACAAAGCCCACAGUGGAAUCCUGCCAGCAGAAGCUGAACUGAUGUACAUCAAUGAAGUGGAACGUUUGGAUGGAUUUGGACAGGAAAUCUUCCCUGUAAAGGACAAUCAUGGAAACUGUGUACACCUUGGCAUUUUCUUUAUGGGGAUUUUCGUGAGGAACAGAAUUGGAAGACAAGCAGUAAUACACAGGUGGAAUGACAUGGGGAAUAUCACUCAUAACAAGUCGACCAUUCUGGUGGAGCUCAUCAACAAAGAAGAGACUGCCCUCUUUCACACGGAUGAUAUCGAAAAUGCCAAGUAUAUUUCUCGGUUGUUUGCCACACGACACAAGUUUUACAAACAAAACAAAAUCUGCACUGAACAGUCAAAUUCUCCACCCCCCAUCAGACGCCAGCCCACCUGGAGCCGGUCCUCUCUGCCCAGGCAGCAGCCGUACAUCCUGCCUCCCGUUCACGUCCAGUGUGGUGAGCACUACUCGGAAACGCACACCUCGCAAGACAGCAUUUUUCAUGGGAAUGAAGAAGCCUUGUAUUGCAACUCUCACAACAGCCUGGACUUAAAUUAUUUAAAUGGCACCGUCACCAAUGGCAGCGUGUGUAGCGUUCAUAGCGUCAACUCCCUCAACUGCUCGCAAAGUUUCAUCCAGGCCUCCCCUGUAUCCUCCAACCUCAGUAUCCCUGGGAGUGACAUCAUGCGGGCCGACUACAUCCCGAGCCACCGGCACAGCGCGAUCAUCGUGCCCUCGUACAGGCCAACCCCCGAUUAUGAGACAGUCAUGCGCCAGAUGAAGAGGGGGAUACUGCAUACAGACAGCCAGAGCCAGUCUCUGAGAAACCUCAACAUCAUCAACACCCAUGCCUAUAACCAGCCAGAGGAUCUGGUGUACAGCCAACCAGAGAUGCGGGAGAGGCACCCCUACACUGUCCCUUAUGGGCCACAGGGGGUCUAUAGCAACAAACUUGUCAGUCCAUCUGACCAGAGGAACCCAAAGAAUAAUGUGGUACCAAGCAAGCCGGGGGCAAGCGCCAUCUCGCACACGGUGAGCACCCCAGAGCUGGCCAACAUGCAGCUGCAGGGCAACCAUAACUACAGCACGGCCCACAUGCUCAAGAACUAUCUCUUCAGGCCACCGCCCCCCUACCCACGGCCACGACCUGCCACCAGCACCCCAGACCUGGCCAGCCACCGCCACAAGUACAUCAGUGGCAGCAGCCCAGACCUGGUGACCCGGAAGGUGCAGCUCUCGGUAAAGACCUUCCAAGAGGACAGCUCUCCGGUGGUGCAUCAGUCUCUCCAGGAGGUGAGUGAGCCUCUUACGGCCACCAAGCACCAUGGCACGGUGAACAAGCGCCACAGCCUGGAGGUGAUGAACAGCAUGGUGCGGGGCAUGGAGGCCAUGACGCUCAAGUCACUCCACCUCCCCAUGGCUCGCCGCAACACGCUCCGGGAGCAGGGACCACCCGAGGAGGGGCCAGGCAGCCACGAGGUCCCCCAGCUCCCUCAGUAUCACCACAAGAAGACCUUCUCUGAUGCCACCAUGCUGAUCCACAGCAGCGAGAGCGAGGAGGAGGAGGAUGAGGCUCCAGAAUCGGUGCCCCAGAUCCCCGUGCUCCGGGAGAAGAUGGAGUACAGCGCCCAGCUGCAGGCGGCCCUGGCCCGCAUCCCCAACAAGCCCCCGCCUGAGUACCCCGGCCCAAGGAAGAGUGUGAGCAAUGGGGCUCUGAGGCAGGAACAACCCGGCCUUCCUCCCGGCAUGGCUAGAGCCAGGGUGCUGAGGCACGGGCCGGCCAAGGCCAUCAGCGUGUCCCGGACCGACCCGCCGGCUGUCAACGGGGCCUCUCUCGGCCCAUCCAUCUCAGAACCCGACCUGACAAGCGUGAAGGAGCGGGUCAAAAAAGAGCCUGUGAAGGAGAGACCUGUGUCUGAAAUGUUUUCCCUGGAGGACAGCAUUAUAGAGAGAGAGAUGAUGAUCAGGAAUCUAGAGAAGCAGAAGAUGGCAGGCCUGGAGGCACAGAAGAGGCCGCUGAUGUUGGCAGCGUUGAACGGGCUCUCGGUGGCUCGAGUCUCAGGGCGGGAAGAGAAUCGAGUUGAUGCCACCCGGGUUCCCAUGGACGAGAGGUUCAGAACCCUGAAGAAGAAACUAGAAGAGGGAAUGGUGUUCACAGAAUAUGAGCAAAUUCCAAAGAAAAAGGCGAAUGGCAUUUUCAGCACAGCAGCUCUGCCAGAAAAUGCCGAGCGCAGCCGAAUCCGUGAAGUUGUCCCCUAUGAGGAGAAUCGAGUAGAGCUGAUACCAACCAAAGAAAAUAACACGGGAUAUAUUAACGCCUCCCACAUCAAGGUGGUGGUUGGAGGGGCAGAAUGGCACUACAUAGCCACCCAGGGGCCCCUACCACACACGUGCCACGACUUCUGGCAGAUGGUGUGGGAGCAAGGAGUGAAUGUCAUUGCCAUGGUCACCGCAGAGGAGGAGGGUGGACGAACCAAAAGCCACCGAUACUGGCCCAAACUGGGUUCCAAGCACAGCUCAGCCACCUAUGGCAAGUUCAAGGUGACCACGAAGUUUCGAACAGAUUCUGUUUGCUAUGCAACCACAGGCUUGAAAGUCAAGCACCUUUUGUCUGGGCAAGAAAGGACAGUGUGGCAUUUACAAUAUACUGACUGGCCAGAUCACGGCUGUCCAGAGGACGUCCAAGGAUUUUUAUCCUACUUGGAGGAGAUCCAGUCGGUCCGUCGCCAUACCAACAGCAUGCUGGAAGGCACCAAGAACCGGCACCCACCCAUCGUGGUCCACUGUAGUGCUGGGGUGGGAAGGACCGGCGUGCUCAUUCUUUCUGAGCUGAUGAUCUACUGCUUGGAGCAUAACGAAAAGGUGGAAGUGCCCAUGAUGCUGAGGCUCCUCAGGGAGCAGAGGAUGUUCAUGAUCCAGACCAUCGCUCAGUACAAGUUUGUCUACCAAGUCCUCAUCCAGUUCCUCCAAAACUCCAGACUCAUUUAAUCCCCCCAGUCCAGCUCCUGGAGGAGGGACCCAGCUGGAUCGUGCAGGAGAGUCACCUCCAGACAACAUCUGCUCCCCCCGCGGGGGUGCAGGUGGCUGGCAGCAAGCAGGCUCUCUGAAGAUAAUAGCCAAGAUUAUUCACACAUGCCGUGUAUUAUUUUAUAUGAGAUAAUUUAUUUUUUUCCCCUUUGGAAUAACUUUUGUGAAUUAUUAUAAUGCAGUUUUCUUAAUAAUAUAGUACUUUUCAUUCGAACCACAUUUUGACUGAUCUGCAUAUAUAUGUCAGUAGGUAAGGUUGCCUGCUGGAUCAUUUUGGGGACAGAGGCAUGAGGGAGCACAUCUCUUGUGAAGUUGCAGCCGGAUUUGUAACCAGCCCUGAAAUUCAUCAGCUUAAUUCAUUCAUCAUUCAUUACUUAUAUCCAAAGCAAAGAUGGUAAGAAAAAUAAUUCAUCCUGAAAUAUAAAGAAAAGGGUCUGAAGGAACAAGCACGAUUCUCUUAUAUUUUGGGACUCAUGAGCCUUGAUAGACAGUUUCCUCUCUUCCUCAUUUCUGCCCCUCAUCCUCAGUAAUCUCCUCUCCCCAACACCUCCCCCACCAACUUCCCCCCAAGCUUGAGUUAAAGACAGAACAGCUAAAGACAGUGCUGCCUUUACAGUGCAGUAACUGCCAUCUUUGGGGCCGAAAGAGAAGCUCUGUGUUGCACUUUGCUUGACCACCCCUUAUUCUGGGCUCUGGAGUUUGUGUUUCCCUGCUGGGGACUGUACCCUGGGUAUUUGUUGCUACCUCUCCCGUUUGCUCAGUAGGACCCUGUCUGGUGGCAUUGAGGCUCUGGACCAGGCCAUCUGUGCAGUUAAGACUCUAUCCUGAUUGAGAGAGAAUAGCAGACCUAGAAAGUGAAAGGAGUUGGGCAGGGCCUUUGAGGAUUGUGUUGUUCAGGCAGGGCCUUGAUGAUCAUUGUUUUUUAUUUACAUGAGAUGUGUGUGCUGGACAGAGACCCGAAAGUUGAGGUCACUAAGUCAUUGGAAAGGUCAUCAAGGAAACAGAUGGGGAAGCUGAUUUAUGGGAACUAUAUGGCAUUUAGCUACAUAACAGGGGUCCUGGCCAGGAAACACAUCAAAUUUGACCCCCACUGUGCUGGUAUCAUCUUCAGGCUUUGGCCUGCAAGAUCAGAAUUAAUCCUACUCAGGACCCCAUAGUCCAAACUUGGGGCCACUUGAUGAACGAUGGUAGAAUUGUAGAAUUGUCAUUGGCAAAACCCUGUGCUGCUUUCCUUUUCUUCAUAAAAUCCACUGUCUGGUCAGUUGUCUUCACUUGGAAGCCCAGUUCUUAGUUUCUUCCUGUGGCUUCAUUGGUCAGUGUCCUUCUGAAUUUCCAAGGUUGGUACACAAUAAAUCAUGUUUUGUACAUUUUUCCUCUUACUGCAUUUUGGGGGAUUUAUCAUUCUAUGUCUACUUUUUCUUGAGUACAACUUUGAUAUGCACCUUUUUCUUGAGUACAAUUUGAUAUGUUGUUACGUGGUGAUAGGAAGUCAGAGGGCGUGCUCUUCCUGGUUGAUUUGAUGCCACAUCUUCCUUGUCUUUUCAGCUCGGGGAAAAGGCAGCAGUGGAGGAAGGCAUAUGGAACGCCCACAGUGAUCAGUGCAAAGAACAAACCUGCAAUUUAAAAACUGUAGUCAACUAGGCACGGUGGUUCACACCUGUAAAUCCCAGCACUUUGAAAGGCCAAGGCGGGCAGAUUGCUUGAGCUAAGGAGUUCAAGACCAGCCUGAGCAACAUGAUGAAACCCCGUCUCUACAAAAAGUACAAAAAUUAGCCAGGCGUGGUGGUUUGCCCUUGUAGUCCCAGCUGCUCAGGAGGCUGAGGCCGGGGGAUCACCUCAUUCAAAGAAUUUGAGACUGCAGUGAGCCAUGAUCUUGCCACUGCAGUCCAGCCUGGGCUACAGAGAGACCCUGCCUCCAAAAAAAAGGAAAAAAGGUUGUCAAGGAAAACUACAUGUAGUAGAAAGGAAAAUUUAAUUGCAGGGGUUUUUUUCUUAGAGUUGACUGCUGUGAGAGUUCCAUAUGCCUUUCUUCAUUGCUGCUUUUGUCCCCCCGAGCUAAAAAGAUGAAGGAGUGGCAUCAAAUCAACCAGAAAAAGUAGACCUUUGUGACAUCCCAUCACCACAUGCCAACAGGUUGCAUAUUCCCCAUUAAGUUCUUUGGAAUACGAAUCCUCUUUUCAACCUGGCCAGGUGUUGUGGUGGCUGUACUCUGUAGUUAGACUCAGAAUAUCUGGGGAUGGAGGGCUUCCCCUCUGUCUGCUGCUUCAAGGUCUGAAGACUCAGUGAAGGAGUAUAACCUGCUGAUCUUUGUAGAUUCUAGAGUUUCAUCGUAUAUCCUGGGAAGAAAACCAUUAGUAUUACAUGUAUUUUCAGUGGAACAGAGCUUAUAACCCUUAUUAUAAGAAGCUCAUCAAUAGCAAAAAGGUAUUUCUGUCCUUUUCUUGGAGGUUUUUCCAUCCUUGGGAUUUCUACUGUUAGGGAUGUUUUAGCAAGUGGUCUCAGUUACUGGUUUAUUGCAUGAUGAACAACAUCAGUAUUUAUCUUUUAUCUCUAAGCCCCAAGGUGGGCACUGUUAGAAUGUCUCAUGUGGACAGCAUAUAGAUCUGGUGUGUCUUUGAGGACAUCAGAGCUCAUGGGCUUUCUUGAAAUUCAUCCAUUGUCCCUGCCGUAUGCUACGGGAAUAUUCAUUAGUGUACAAAAUGCAGGGAGGAAGUAGAUUUAAUAUUCAACUUUCUAGCCAAAGUUUAUAUUGAAACCCAAAAGAAAACAUUUAAGAGUUGUUCCACAUAUUUCACUUUUAAAAACAAAUGCCUUUGGUUCUUUAGCACAUUUUGCAUUCCUUUUCACAUCUCCAGUAAAUGCCAGCAUAUCUCCUAUUAAAUUAGCAGCAGCCAUUUAAAGUCCUUUCAGUGGCAUCUGCAUAAUAAUUGCCCAGAGAUGCUUUAUAUCUGGGAAGCAAGCCAAGGAAUAAACCUUGAAGCAAAGUGUAUUAAAUUAGUUAUCUAGUUAGAGCUUUCGGAAUGAUUUCCUGAUGAUGUAUCAAGUCUAAAGCUAGAGCUGUCAGUGUCUAUUGCUGCAGUUUGGAUUUGAAGGGAGAAAAUUAAAAAUGGAGGAAAAAAAAGUUACCAUCUCACAACAAAGCCAUCAAACAUUUCCCAGCCGCUGUGUUCGAGGUUUUCCAAUGGAACUGUUUGGUUUCUUUCAUCUGUACUCAUUUGGAUACAUUGACCCGAGGUAUUCAUCCUUGUUUACUGUGGUCCCUGAAUCAUGGGGGCUGAAUCUGAUGUCUUCAUCCUUAAGACGAGAUGAGCCUGCUGGCUCAGUUGAGGAAUGUCCUGCUGAGGUUUCUUUGGUUUCCUUGGGUUCUAAGGAUAUACUGGAUAUAUCACCUUUUA